Messenger RNA from Asparagus officinalis (garden asparagus), 1755 nucleotides. RefSeq names its product serine/threonine-protein kinase PBS1-like. Gene Ontology annotation, biological process: protein phosphorylation. The transcript is spliced from 5 exons. Gene Ontology annotation, molecular function: protein kinase activity; ATP binding. The record is from RefSeq and is a predicted model, not a curated record. NCBI's taxonomy places the organism in Eukaryota, Viridiplantae, Streptophyta, Magnoliopsida, Asparagales, Asparagaceae. Bases 160 to 1509 code for a protein of 449 amino acids.
UUUCUUUUUUUUUAUUUUUUAAAAUCCUUCCUUUCUUGCUGUAUUCCUCAUCUCCCCUCCCUUUGGAUCUGCAUUUAAUGCAAAGGCGAGAUUUUGAUGCGUUGAUUGAGAGAUGGGAUUAAUCAGCUCAAAGAUUUGAUCUUUGGAUAGUUUUGGGAAAUGGGCAUGGGUUGUUUUUCUUGCUUUGAUUCAAAGGAAGAAGAGCAGUUGAAUACUGAUCAUAAUAAUGAGAAGGUUGUUUAUAAGAGAGAAGAGCAGCCCAUGGUUCCUCCUAGGAUUGAUAUGCUCCCUUCAGGACUCGAUAGGGUUAGGUCAAGUGGCAAUUUGAGUAGCAGAAGGGAAUCAGUCAGUCCAAGAGAUGGCUCUGGUGUCAAUAUAUCUGCCCAAACUUUCACCUUUCGGGAGCUUGCAGCAGCCACAAAGAACUUCAGGCCUGAAUGCCUCAUCGGAGAAGGGGGAUUUGGGAUGGUCUAUAAAGGUCGUCUUGAGAGCACUGGACAGGUUGUGGCGGUAAAGCAACUUGAUAGGAAUGGGCUUCAAGGAAAUAGAGAAUUUUUGGUGGAGGUGCUCAUGCUUAGCUUAUUACAUCACCCCAACCUUGUUAAUCUAAUUGGUUAUUGUGCUGAUGGAGAUCAACGGCUUCUUGUAUAUGAGUUUAUGCCCUUGGGAUCUUUGGAAGAUCAUUUACACGAUCUCCCUCCCGACAAGGAGCCUCUAGAUUGGAACACAAGGAUGAAAAUAGCAGCCGGAGCAGCAAAAGGAUUAGAAUACCUCCACGAUAAAGCCAACCCUCCGGUUAUCUACAGAGACUUCAAGUCCUCCAAUAUUUUAUUAGACGAGGGCUUUCACCCAAAACUCUCUGAUUUUGGGCUUGCGAAGCUCGGCCCAGUCGGUGAUAAAUCUCAUGUCUCGACUAGAGUUAUGGGAACUUAUGGAUAUUGUGCUCCAGAAUAUGCUAUGACUGGGCAGUUGACAGUUAAAUCCGAUGUGUAUAGUUUUGGGGUUGUUUUCUUGGAGUUGAUUACUGGAAGGAAGGCUAUUGAUAGCAGUAAAGCUCAUGGAGAACAGAAUCUCAUUUCAUGGGCCCGACCAAUGUUCAACGAUCGACGAAAACUCUCGAAACUGGCUGACUCAAACCUACAAGGCCGAUACCCAACCCGCGGCCUCUACCAAGCCCUCGCCGUAGCCUCAAUGUGCAUCCAAGAAGAGGCUGCAACCCGCCCUCUCAUUGCAGACGUUGUCACCGCCCUCUCCUACCUCGCCACCCAAUCCUACGACUCAUCCACCGCUCCCGCAUCCGGUCACCCGUCAACCAGAGCUGGCCGACCGCCGGCUGAGAAAGCCGGAAACGACGAUGGCCAAAGGUUGGAGGCAUAUGGGUCGGAGAGGGAUGACUCGCCCAGAGAGGGAGUUCCUCUGAACAACAAGGAUUUCGAUAGGGAGAAAGCAAUAGCUGAAGCGAAGAUGUGGGGGGCGAACUGGCGGGAGAAGAGGAGGGCAAACGAUUGAGGAUUGAGUUUUGAUGCUGCAAAUGGUAAUAGGUAGAUUUAUGUAUCCAUUUUUCAUGUAAUUUUAACCUUUUUUUUUUCUAGUACCCCUUGUUUAUUAGAUGGAGGGGGAGGGGAAGGGGGAGAGUGUUGAGUGUAUAUUGUGGAGAGAGGAGAAAAAAAAGUUUGUAGUUAUGUUGUGGUGAGAAGACAUUGUGUGUUGUGCUUGUAAAAAUUCCAUGAGAAAAUUUUGUGAUGUUUCCCUUCA